AUAUGGAAAAACUACUUGAAUCUGAAGUAUCUGAAUUGGAAGAAAAAUCAAAAUGGAAAGUGCCUGAAUCAGAAGUUGCAGAGAUAUUUGAUUUGCGGGGUACUGAAUCUUUCAAUUCCCCAAGAA
Dentiscutata erythropus is the source of this 126-nucleotide messenger RNA. NCBI's taxonomy places the organism in Eukaryota, Fungi, Glomeromycota, Glomeromycetes, Diversisporales, Gigasporaceae. The record is from the annotation of a GenBank genome assembly.